Messenger RNA from Vigna radiata var. radiata (mung bean), 1020 nucleotides. RefSeq lists its product as uncharacterized. Gene Ontology annotation, molecular function: protein binding. The record is from RefSeq and is a predicted model, not a curated record. The transcript has 3 exons. The coding region runs from base 7 to 1020 and encodes 337 amino acids. Lineage: Eukaryota; Viridiplantae; Streptophyta; Magnoliopsida; Fabales; Fabaceae.
ACUGAAAUGGAGAAUCAGAAUACAAAGGAUAAAGUUUUUCAGAAGUUUACAUGGAUCCUUCAAAACCCCUUGUUUAACUUUCCCAACCGGGUAGCAUACUCGAGAAAGUUUACUGUCGAUGGCCAUACAUGGGAGAUUCGUAUCGCUACAAAUUCACCACUGAAAUUAAUCAUUCUUGUGGGUCUUGGUCGACCUUUUCGAUGUGAAAAAAUUGCAAAUUUAAAAUUCAUUGUGAUUAAUCAGCUCAACCACAGAAGGAAUGUAAUGAAAGAAAUAAUUGACACCUUCACUUCAAUUUGUAGCCCUUUGGUUGAAAUUUAUGCUCCUGGUGAUGGGUUCAUCGUGAAUGAUAGUUGUAUAAUUGAAGUUCAUAUAUCUGUUCAUAAGUCAGAGCACGAGAAACAAGUUGAUGAAUCAGUGAGGAACAUUGAUAAUAAGCUUGUCCAAAGCACCGACAAUCUUUCAACAAAGAAAAUGAUAUCAAACUCACCUGGUGAGACCGUAGAUUUUAGGGGCUUAGGAAAAGUAGAUAACGAUUAUAUUCCUUUUUUGGAAGAAGUAUGUUCACGAUAUCCAUCACUUAUUGAUAGUAAGAAGAGAUAUAUUGAAUGGAGUUUUACAACUUUGGGCAGAGUUCUUCAUUUUCUCAAUACUAAAAAAGUUAGAGAAAUGGAUGAUGAUGCUUGCAAUCAUCUGCAAACUUUAUGGGAGGAACUUGAGAAAUGUGAGUUUGAUUUGUCAUGGUUGAAACCUCAAGUGCAAUCUGCCUUGGGAAUGAAAACUUGUGUUGAGAAAGUUCUUGCUGUGAAAAGUUUAGAGGAAAAUGUGAUUACUUUGGAGAAGGAUGUGACUAUUUUGAAGGAAAAUAUAUCUAAUUUAAAGACGGAAGCAAAGACUCUUAAGACCAAAAUGUUUGAAGCAGAAGUAAAACUAGAAAUAACAAGAAGAGAAUUGGUGAAAGCAAAAGAAGGCUUUGAAGAAUGUGAUUUGGAGGCUGAACUUAUAUUUGUCAAACCAUGA